ACUUAAUUGAUAGCCCAAUAUUAAGCCCAAUAGAUGCAGCCCCUAUAUACUGUGUGUCUACAAACUGAAGGCUCCUCCUGUCUAAAUUCGGUUCGGGUCAAAAUUUUCUAGGGUCCAAAGAAAAGCUUGAUCCCUGUAUGUAUUGCAGUGGAAAUGAUGAAGAUUGAUUUUAGUGGGCUCGCGGCCUCAGCCCCACUUCGUGGCAACACGGAUGCAUUGUGCAAUGAGAUUUCGUCUGGACAGAAAUUUGAACUUCCUAUUGCUGCUGAUUUUGAUGGGUUUCAGAGAGAAGCAGUACGGAUGGUGAAGCCAGCAAAGGGAACCACAACUCUUGCCUUUAUAUUUAAGGAAGGUGUCAUGGUGGCUGCUGAUUCCCGUGCCAGCAUGGGAGGAUAUAUAUCAUCACAAACUGUCAAGAAAAUCAUUGAAAUCAAUCCUUACAUGCUUGGCACAAUGGCUGGAGGAGCUGCUGACUGCCAAUUCUGGCAUAGAAAUCUGGGAAUUAAGUGCCGUUUACAUGAAUUGGCAAAUAAGAGAAGGAUUUCUGUGACUGGAGCUUCAAAGUUGCUGUCAAACAUUCUGUAUUCUUACCGAGGAAUGGGUUUGUCUGUUGGAACUAUGAUAGCUGGCUGGGAUGAAACGGGUCCUGGCCUUUAUUAUGUGGACAGUGAAGGAGGACGGCUUAAGGGAACUAGAUUCUCUGUUGGAUCUGGUUCGCCAUAUGCUUAUGGCGUUUUGGACAGUGGAUACCGUUUUGAUAUGUCUGUUGAAGAAGGUGCUGAGCUGGCUAGACGUGCGAUUUAUCAUGCAACUUUCCGUGAUGGAGCCAGUGGUGGUGUUGCCAGCGUUUAUCACGUUGGACCAAAUGGAUGGAAAAAGCUAUCAGGUGACGAUGUUGGAGAAUUACACUAUAUGUACUAUCCUGUGGAGCCUGCGUCUGUGGAACAGGAGAUGACUGAGGUAUCCGGGUCGUGAGAGACUUAUAAGUAGCAGCAUAAUUUGACAUCAGUCUGUUCUGAAGUACAUGUGGUUUAAUCUGCAAAUACUCCUAAAGUGAGAGACAACAAAACUGUUUUUGCUUGCAGCUUUUUGUUGCAAAUUAUGAAAUGUAAUUUAAUGUUUAUCCUGUUUGCCUCAAAUGAAUGUUUGGAAUAAGAUUAUGAGCAUGUUUGGGAAAUGAUUUUUUAUAA
Olea europaea var. sylvestris is the source of this 1190-nucleotide messenger RNA. RefSeq names its product proteasome subunit beta type-5-like. The record is from RefSeq and is a predicted model, not a curated record. Lineage: Eukaryota; Viridiplantae; Streptophyta; Magnoliopsida; Lamiales; Oleaceae. Bases 154 to 975 code for a protein of 273 amino acids. Gene Ontology annotation, cellular component: proteasome core complex. Gene Ontology annotation, molecular function: threonine-type endopeptidase activity. The transcript is spliced from 8 exons.